UUCUUCUUCUUCUUUUUAAUCCUGUCUUCUUUUCUUCUCAGUGUGUAUACUGGUUUACCUGGUCUCUUGUACUUUAUUGAUGACAAAUCUUCUCUUUCUUUUGAGGUGGUGAUUGAGAAUAAAUUCUUUUCUCUUCUUUUAUUAUCUCUUUUUUUUGUUCUUUACAUCAAACACCAGUAACAAGGUUAAAACGGUUAAUUUGGUUAACUGUUUUUCUUUUCUUCUAUUCUAUUUUCUAUUCCAUUUGAAUUGCAAACAAAAAGUAAUCAAAGUGUAUCCAUCAAUUUGUUGUGCUUCUUCUGGGUUUUAUCCCAUCACCAUGUUACUUUUUUUAUUCAUCGUGUUAUUAUUGACCGAAGGAAGUUACCAGAAAUGUUAUGAUGAUGAUUUCGUUUCCAAUGGACAUCAUCUUUCAGAUAGUCCAUCUAAUUAUUCACGUUCCCUCAUCUCUGGGUUACAAAAAUUUUCUUUUGACAUUUUACGUUCUCUUCAUAACUUUGAAUCUAAAGACUCAUCGCCUGGAUUAAUAUUAAGUCCAUUCUCAAUCUGGUCUGCUCUCCUUGUUUCCUACAUGGGUGCUCGCCAUGAGACUGACCGUGAGUUAAGGUCAGUAUUGGGGUUGAACAAUGUUCCCAAACAUGCUGUUGGUAUGGCCUAUCAAGGGUUACGUUUUUGGUAUCAAUUGAAGAAAAAUGUUUCCCUCGUAUCAAAGGAACCAUCUAAAAAAAUGGCCUACUCGAUUGCUAAUAAGAUUUUCAUCAAUGAUGCACUUACACUUAAUGAUUGUGUCAAACAACAUUUCGCAACGGAAGCCGCUUCGAUGGAUUUCACCUCAGAUCCUGGAUCAGCUCGUCAGGCUAUCAAUUCAUGGAUAGAAGAGGAAACUCAUGGUAAAAUUAAAGAUCUUAUUCCAGUUGGUGGUGUUACUCAGUGGACGACAAUCAUUAUCGCCAAUGCGCUCUAUUUUCACGCUAAAUGGUACAAUCAGUUUGAUUCAGCGAAAACUGAAGUUGGAACUUUCCAUGUUACCCCUGCUGAGUCAAUUAAAAUUCCCUUCAUGAAAUUAACCGCCAAUCUUAUGUAUGGUGUUAGUGAAACUCUUAGAUGUACAGUAUUGGAACUUCCAUAUGCUAAUCAAGAUUUCUCCAUGUUAAUCCUUCUUCCUGAUCCAUCGAAAGGCGUUGACUCGUUGAUUCGUCAGUUGAAGCCCAGUCAUUUGGAUGAUAUUGUGUCCAACAUGUUUGACGAUGAAAUUUCCGUCGUUUUACCAAAAUUCAAAGCUGAACAAGAACUGGAACUUGCUGGUCCCUUGUACUCAAUGGGAAUUAAGAAAUUGUUUGACCCACGAUUUGCCGAUUUAUCCGAUUUCUUUCAACCAAAUCCUCCAGCGUCUUCUUCACCUCCAACAGUUUCUAAAAAUGUUAAAAGUAAAAAUUCAACAUAUGAUUUCAAAUUGUCGACAAAAGGAGUCACAGUUAAUUCAGUUGUACACAAAGUAUUUAUUUCAGUUAAUGAAGAGGGAACUGAAGCUGCCGCGUCAACAGCUAUUCUCAUCGCCCGAUCAGGUCGACCUGCUUUUCCAACGCGAUUUGUUGUCAAUCGACCUUUUCUCUUUCUAAUUAGAGACACAGCAACAAAUGUCAUUCUUUUCAUUGGAAUCGUUCGAAGGCCUGGUGAAUAAUUAAUCAGCUAAUUGUUAAUUAAAAUGCUGCAAUCACUUUUCACUCAUCUUCGCCUUCAUCAUCAUCUUGAAACCCAUCAAACAAUUACGACAAAGAUGACACCAACAUCAUUCAUCAAUAAUCAACAUGUACUUAUCUUCAUCAAUCUUCAUCAUCAUAACAAUUACUUAAUGAUUGACUAAUUUCUUGGUCAAUCUACUGUAAAUCUUAAUUGUGAUCCUACAUAUAAAUACGUUAAAAUUAAACCUUUACAAACGAAACUGCAUGAUUGUUAUGGACAAUUAAACUCAUUGCAAUUGAAAUUUUCCAUUUGUCCUUAUGUAACUAAAUUGUUUAAUUAAGCUACUUUUGUAAUUGACAAUUAGUGACCACCCAACAAUUUAGAGAUUAUGUAAAAAAAAAUUACCUUAAUUAUGUUUAAUCUUAUUGUUUUUGUUAACGUGAAAGAGAAAAAGAGAAAAGCAAACAGUAAAAAUAGAAAACGAAGAGAGAAAAAAGAGAAAAAAGAAAAAAAAAGAAAAGUCUUAUUUGUGAUUCUAAUCAACAAGUGUGUUAAUUGUUGCUCUUUUUCUUGCCUUUGAUCCUUUAGGUGUUCGUCCUUAUAAAUGUAAUCAUUGUGAUAAAUCAUUUACUCAGAGAUGUUCAUUGGAAUCGCACACACUCAAAGUCCAUGGGAU
Panonychus citri (citrus red mite) is the source of this 2359-nucleotide messenger RNA. Its product is annotated as serine protease inhibitor 42Dd-like. Gene Ontology annotation, molecular function: serine-type endopeptidase inhibitor activity. The record is from RefSeq and is a predicted model, not a curated record. The coding region runs from base 320 to 1681 and encodes 453 amino acids. NCBI's taxonomy places the organism in Eukaryota, Metazoa, Arthropoda, Arachnida, Trombidiformes, Tetranychidae. The transcript has a single exon.